Labrus mixtus (cuckoo wrasse) is the source of this 3168-nucleotide messenger RNA. It is a transcript of the gene rcc1l, whose product is annotated as RCC1 like. Lineage: Eukaryota; Metazoa; Chordata; Actinopteri; Labriformes; Labridae. Bases 159 to 1514 code for a protein of 451 amino acids. The record is from RefSeq and is a predicted model, not a curated record. The transcript has 12 exons.
CACUUCCGGAGUUAGAGGUAAAUAAACAUGCUGGCUGUAAUGUCAUUGAAAAACAUAUUGACAUUUGAGCUGGUUAACAUCAGUUUUUUAACAUCACUAGUUAGAUCUUCAGCCGAUUAAACACAUAAUACAACUCGGUUCUGAACAGGAAGUAAAGGAUGGCUCUUCUGUGCGUGCGGCCGUGCACUCGCCACAUGACUGCAGGGCUUCAAGUCCGCGGCUAUGCCACUCUCAGUAAAUCAUCCAGACCCCAGGAGAAGGACAACAGCGGCCCGGUCUUUCAGUACGUCGGCGAGCACAAAAAGCCCAACCACAAAGUGUUCGUUUGGGGCUUCAGCUUCACCGGAGCUCUGGGUAUCCCGAGCUUUGUGGUGCCCGACAGCGGCAGGAAGAAACCCCGCAAAUACCAACUCACUCCUUACCGGCUGGAGACGGCAAAGCAGAUCUCGUCUGCUGCUUGUGGUUACGGCUUCACUCUCAUCGCCUCCUCGACCACAGAUGUGACCAAACUGUGGGGCAUGGGCCUGAACAAGGACUCCCAGCUGGGCUUCCAACGCACGCAGAACAGCCGCCAUCACAGCUACGACUACGUGCUGGAGCCGUCCCCGGUGGCUCUGCCUCUCGCGGAGCCUCAGCAGACCAGACUGGUUCAGGUGGCGUGCGGCCGCGCUCACUCUCUGGUCCUCACCGACAGAGAGGGAGUUUUCAGUAUGGGUAACAACGCGUACGGACAGUGUGGAAGGAGGAUCAUCGAAGACGAAGUCUACAGCGGCAGUCACGUCAUUCACAAGCUCGACGGCUUCAGCAGCAGAGUGGUCCAGGUAGCGUGCGGACAGGACCACAGCCUCUUCCUCACUGACACAGGAAAGGUCUUUGCUUGUGGAUGGGGCGCAGAUGGACAGACGGGUCUUGGGCAUCAUAAAGUCAGCUCCCGCCCGGUGGAGGUGGGCGGGGAUCUGGCGGGGGUGGAGGUGCAGCAGAUCAGCACGUACGGAGACUGCAGCCUGGCCGUGUCCAGAGACGGGCAGCUGUUCGGAUGGGGCAACUCUGAGUACCUGCAGCUGGCUUCUGUCACCGAGUCCACACAGAUCAACACUCCUCGACAUCUCCCUCUGAAAGGCUUCGGGAAGGCAGUCCAGGCGGCGUGCGGAGGGACACAGGUGGUCGUCCUCAACGACAAAGGAGAAGUGUUCGUUUGGGGUUACGGGAUUCUUGGAAAAGGCCCCGAAUUAUCUGAAUCCUCGACCCCGGAGAUGAUUCCCUCCACGCUGUUCGGACGCUCCGAGUUUAACCCCUCGGUGGUCGUCACCGGCGUCAGGUGUGGCCUCAACCAUUUUGCCGCAGUGACAGACCGAGGCGAGCUCUUCGUCUGGGGGAAGAAUGUGAGAGGUUGUUUGGGCAUCGGGAAGAGAGACGACCAGUACUUCCCCUGGAGAGUGACCGUGCCGGGUCAGGUGGUGGACGUAGCGUGUGGCGUCGACCACAUGGUGGCGCUGGUGAAGUCCCUGCUCUGAGCUUCACGUGUGUCCCAGCAGCGGGGAUGAAAGGCUGGAUGGUUUUGGCUGACCCUUCCAGCCCCCAUCAGAGACCAGAUCGCGAGGCCACGCUGGAGUCUUAAAAUCCAGCUGCUCUCUGCAGGCGAGCGACCCUCGUUGUCCCUCCGUCCUGCAGCUGACGUCAAACCGAGCAGACGCGUCGAUUCUGCAGCACACGGACACAGACUGUAUCACUCUACCCUGCAUGAAGGCUGUGGAGUAAAGACAGUGGAAGGACGGGUUUGGUUUGAGCUAAAAUAAACCAACAAUCAAGCCAAUUUUACGUGAAGCCAAGCUGUGAAAAACUGCAAACAUUUCUGCAACGUGAGGAUUUUCUGUUUUCUCUAAUCUAUGAAACCAGGAAAUAAUUUUUUGUGUUUUGGACAAAACAUGAAAAUCUUCAACGCCAGCUUUGAGGAAACCAAACUGUUUCUUGUAAAAAAAAAAAUGCAGAUGAAGAUUAAUCUAUCAUGAACAUUUUUCAUUGGAGUAUUCUCAGUCGAUGUGAUGCCCGUCAUUUCUGUCAUUUUGUUUCACAAAGUUGGUGUAAGAAGCAUUUUUCAUUGCAGUUUGUAAACACAACAUUCAAACUGGACCCGUCCUCCUGACGUGCACACUCACUGCAGGAUGUGGUGUGUACGUUUACUGCAUGCGGCCGCUAGCACAAGCUAGCCACAGGUGUUUAGCACAACGGAGAGCCGGCAAACUCUGGGUCCUGGUAGACGCCAAACCAAAGUUCACCCUCGUUUUAGAACGAGCUUCAUCGCCUCACUGUGAUUAGAUUUUCUCUUCUUUGCUGCUACAACCUCGUCCGUCAUGUUCACCGGUUUGAAUCGCUUCCAAUCGCUGAAUUGUAUCCACUCUUAAACUCACCUGCUGCGCUCUCAUUGGCUGGAGGAAACUCACCAGCUCCCCGCCCAGAAACAUCCCGAGUCGACCAGACAGAGUCUCUGCAGACACAGUCACCACCACACAUGUAUGACUCAGACUCAGGUAAUAAAAUAUUCCGGAGGAUUCUUCAGGAGCUUAAAUCUGUAACUUGUCUUGUGAACAUGUUUUGUUACCUCUCAUGUUUAUUUGUUGCUACAAAAAGAAGGAAAUGUGUUCAGUCAAAGUGACUCACUGUUGAAUAAACAGGCCUCUCUGCCAUUUGGGAUUACCUCAAACAAUACGCUGUGUGCCGGCUGUGAAAUGUUGGUAAAAAAAACAUUUGAAGAGCCAGUCGCAGCAUUAACAGUCCCCAAAAAAACAAAAUGAUUAUCUGGCUGCCAACGUCAGAUAGAGGUGAGGACACUCUGCCCCCCGAGAGAAAACAGGUUUCUGAGGAUUCAAUUUUACAUCCUGCACUCGUGUUUCACCUCAGUGUGUUCAUGUGUUUGUUUUUUUUUGUAGAAAGCAUCAGAUAGCUUCAGGAAGCUGCAAAAAGACGGACUGCUGCCAGCUGGGAAGGAUACUGACUGACUGAGACCUUUUUCAAAAUCAAAUAUGAAUGAAAGAUGUUGUUUUGGACUCCCAGCUGGAGAGUAUCACAGGAUGACUGUUUAAUACCUUUAAGGACACAUUAUGCAAAGCAGAUACAUAAUAAAUGUUACUUAUAUCAAAAUAUCAAUAAAUAUAUUUUACUAAAACAUCA